This is a messenger RNA of Priapulus caudatus, 2638 nucleotides long. RefSeq names its product leucine-rich repeat-containing protein 15-like. The coding region runs from base 141 to 1820 and encodes 559 amino acids. Gene Ontology annotation, molecular function: protein binding. The record is from RefSeq and is a predicted model, not a curated record. The transcript is spliced from 4 exons. Gene Ontology annotation, cellular component: extracellular matrix. NCBI's taxonomy places the organism in Eukaryota, Metazoa, Priapulida, Priapulimorpha, Priapulimorphida, Priapulidae.
UGAUAUUGAAGUUAGAACGAGCAGGCGAUAGAGAAUAACACACACACACCCACGGCGACAACAAGCACAGAAAGAAGGAGAUAACUAUUGACGUCGGACGUACAGAAACCUUUCCGAGAACCGGAACCGGAAGCGCAGCCAUGUCGCCCGCGAUCCUCCUCCGCCACGUCGCAGCGUUCGUCUGCGUGCUUUCCCUGCUCCGGCUCUCCUCCGUCGCCGACGACCCUGACAGCACUGAGCCGACACCGCCGCCGACGACGACGGACCUUCGCUGUCCUGCCGUCUGCCGCUGUGUGCGACGGUCGGCAAGCAUGUACUGCAGUUCGCGCGCUCUCGAGUCCCUGCCGGACUUCACCGACCUCGACGAGCGCGUGAAGAGCGUGUACGUGUCCGACAAUCGCCUCACGAACCUGACGGCGGCGUCGCUCGCCGGUCUGCGCAACGUCGAGCGACUCUACCUGCGUAAGAACACCAUCCACACGAUCUCACCUGGAGCCUUUAGCGAGCUGAGCGAGCUGCGAGAGCUACACGUCGCCGACAACCGCAUCAGCUGCGCGGCGGCAUCGUGCGACGGCGCAUUCGACGGACUCGACAAGCUCGCCAAGCUCGAGUUCGGCAACAACGACGUUUCCAUGGUGACGGCCGCCAUGUUGGCGCCGCUGCGCGCUGUCGUCACGCUCGUGUUGCGCGACAACCGGAUCGAGACAAUCGAACCGGAUGCGUUCCGACAGCUGCCGCAGCUCACUAAUCUGUUUCUGUCCGGAAACGAGCUGCAUCUCUCGAGCGGGAUCUUCACGGGGUUGGAGAACCUCCGCGAGCUGGAUCUGGAGAACAACAGCAUCUUCCAUCUGCACGAGAACGAGUUUUCUGGUCUCGACAACCUCACGAAGCUGACGCUGAGCUACAACCCGCUCAAGAUCCUCCACGACGAAAUUCUCCGACGCGUACCGAACCUCCGUACGCUCAACAUCGCCGGUCUGCAACUGACCGCCAUCGACGCCGAUCUCUUCGAGGGACUCGACAAGCUGGAGUCGCUCUUCAUCAACGAUAACCUUUUCAAAGAGCCCGAGAGCUUCAUGCGAGCUAUCAGCGGGAAGCUUCCCAGCUUGAUGACACUCGACGUCAGUCACAACCCGCUGCGGGAGUUACCCGCGGACUUCGUCACAGACCUUCCGGCUUUGAAGACGCUCUGGAUUAAUAGGAUGCCCAAGCUCGAACGCGUGAGGGCGCACGCGCUGCGAGGUCUGCCGUCGCUACAGACACUGCAGCUGCGCUACAACCGGCUGUUGACUGUUAUUGAGGAGAACGCGAUCAGCUUUGAUGACGACGCGCCUGUCGUGCUAGACACGGUCGUCAUGUCGAACAACGAUCUGAAGGAACUACCGGAAUCACUGCUUCCCUGGGACCGUAUGAAGACUUUGGAUCUCCAGGGCAACCCAUGGCAGUGUGAUUGCACCUCGCUAUGGAUGCCCGGCCUAAAGACUAAUAUUAACUGGCGAUUCCAGACUAAUUUCAUAUGCGCAUCGCCCGAGAACCUAAAAGGGCAGAAGAUCAUCGGCUUAAACAGCACAUUAUUACAAUGUGACGUCAGCGAUGGCGUCAACCUCUCCACUGGCGUCAUCGCCGCCAUGAUAGUUGUCGCUGCCGCUAUAUGUGCGUCAGCGUUUGCAGCGUGUUUCCUGCUGGGCGCUAAGAAGCCGUGUAUGAGUAAGCGCGAACAGGUCCGACGACAGUCGAAGUAUGUUUCGAUGCUGUCCAGCGGAAUGCAGGACGACGAGGGACUCGUGACGGUAGUUGGCAGGGAUGAAUUGAUCACGUAAUCGCGAAGUGAUUUAGAGCACGCGUGAACCGAUGCAAAUUCAACUUGUCAUUAAUUAAUUGUCAUUGAAUUGUCAUUGAAUGGGUUCGUGGUGAAUUGGAAACUGCAUGCGGCGCCCCCUUCGUACAACGUUUACCGGAUACGAUGAAUUGAGCAAUAGAAGAGCGCCAUCUGUCGUGGAGUUUGGGUGAAUUGUUUCGAUUUCGCUCACUCGUGAAUUGGGCGCGAAUUUAUUUAAUCACGAAUUGCUGUGAAUUAGUUUGACCGUGAACUGGUGUGAAUUCGUUUGUUAAUGAAUUGAUACGAACUCACGUUCAACUAAAAGUCAAUGUAGUCAUUGAAGACGCUCGUUUUUUCUACAAGAUGCGGUGCUGGCUUCUUUCCUAGAUACGAAAGAUCGAUACGAUAGAUACGAAAGCAUCACCGUACCAACAGUAAUUAAGGCUAUCGAUUGUGUAAAAAUAGUAAAAUUCGUUCACAAAGAGCAAUUUCCUUAUUCUUUAGUAUAUGUGCGAACAACGUUAGAGCGAUCUAUGAAUUAUUGUAUGUAAUAUUACUUGUGUGUGUAUGUUUCAUUUCUAGUGUUUUUCGUUUAUGUAGUCAACUGCAGCACGCUAUCAUGUUACAUUCGGGACGAGGGGUUUCUUGUGAUUACAGACAGACAUGCAUUUGCUUAGAGGCGUGUAAAUCAGCUUCUAGAAGUGUCUGAACAGGUUCGAUAAACUUUUCGGAAAGAAUUGAGGGUAAUCUUGAUCGUUAUCAAGCUACAUGUCGAGGCAAUGGUCAUAUUUGGAUUAAACAGCUGACAUAUUCCUCUCA